Octodon degus (degu) is the source of this 2562-nucleotide messenger RNA. It is a transcript of the gene Them6, whose product is annotated as thioesterase superfamily member 6. The record is from RefSeq and is a predicted model, not a curated record. Bases 772 to 1398 code for a protein of 208 amino acids. The transcript is spliced from 2 exons. NCBI's taxonomy places the organism in Eukaryota, Metazoa, Chordata, Mammalia, Rodentia, Octodontidae.
CGGCUGCGCUGCCAUCCAAGAAGACCCUCUCGGGUCGCCCCACCCCCACCCACCAGGGAAAGGGACCGUGUGAGGACCGAGCGUGUGGGAUAACCCUGCGCCGCGGCCAGCGCCAAGGGCAGACACCUAAGGCUGGGCUGCUGAGUCAUUUACUUUCACUCCGGUUUCUCCUUUGUCAACCGGCGCUAUCGGCUCGGGGUUCCAAAGGGCGUGAAAGGGCAGCAAUUCUUGGGAUGGGCAUGCCUGCGGUGCACUUAGGGUCCUCAGGACCUUGGGAAUGAGGAUGAGUGCCGGUGUGAGGGCUGUAAUGAGGUUCAGGCUGGGACUGAGGUGUUGUGGGUGGGUGGUGGAUCCGAGUCACCCUACUCUGCCAGGAAUUCGCUGAGUCCCCAGGCCCUGCAGGAUCAGGAGACCUAGAUCAGGCGUCUCCGCCAGACGGCGGAAGCUCCCGACACCCGAGCCGACCAAGGCCCGCAGCGCCUGCAGUGUUGAGUGCAGCCGCGAGGUGCCGCUAUGGCGCCCCGCGAGCUCCCUUCCCUACUUCCCCCUCCCGGAAGGGCGAAAGCUGCACCCGCAGGGAACGCGGGACAGACCACCACCUAGGGCGCAGGGGGGGCUCUGGGAUCAGAAGGCGGAGUUGAGGCCCGCGGCGCGCGCCUUCGGCGUGCUUCCCCCUCUACCGGCGUAGUGAGGUGGUGCGCUCCAAACGGUGGCUGGCCUCGGCGCAGCGGCAGAGGUUGGGUUUAGCCAAGGAGCUGCACCGCCGCCGCGAUGCUAGGGCUGCUGGUGUCUUCCAUGGCCCUGGCGCUCGCCUUCUUCGCGCUGCUGGACGGCUGGUACCUGCUGCGCUUUCCGUGCGCGGUGCUCAGAGCGCGCCUGCUGGAGCCGCGCGUCCGCGAUCUGCUGGCUGAGCAGCGCCGGGCGGGCCGCGUGCUACCCUCGGACCUGGACCUGCUGUUGCACAUGAACAACGCGCGCUACCUGCGCGAAGCGGACGUGGCGCGCGUAGCGCACCUGACCCGCUGCGGCGUACUCGGGGCGCUUCGCGAGUUGGGGGCGCACGCGGUGCUGGCCGCUUCCUGCGCGCGCUACCGCCGCUCGCUGCACUUGUUCGAACCUUUCGAGGUGCGCACCCGCCUGCUGGGGUGGGACGACCGCGCCUUCUACCUGGAGGCACGCUUCGUCAGCCUUCGUGACGGCUUCUUGUGCGCGCUGCUGCGCUCCCGGCAGCAUGUGCUGGGCACCUCGCCAGAGCGCAUCGUACAGCACCUGUGCAAACGCAGGGUGGAGCCCCCUGAGCUGCCAGAAGAUGUGAAGCACUGGAUCUCCUACAAUGAGGCCAGCAGUCAGCUGCUCCGGGCUGAGAGCGGGCUCAACGAGGAUGUCAAGGCCCAGUGACUGCUGCCUCCGCCCCACCCCACCCCACCUCUCACCUCAGCCUGUCAGCCGGCUGUCCUGCAGAACCCCUGUGUUAGGCCAGACUCCUAGCCGCAGUGGCCUUGUGACAGUCCAGCAACCUUCACCUGCUUGGCCCUCUCCAGGGUGGGGCCCUAGGCUGGCUGGGGAGGGGUAGCAUGGACCCCUCAACCCAGCUCUGUCCCUGGCUGGGGCUAGAUGGACAGAAAGCGAUGAACCUGACUCAGGGACAGCAGGGCUUCUGAAUGCUCAGAGCCAAUGCCACAUAGUUCCCUGUGGCCUCUGCUGUGGGCAGGAAGCCUAGAGUGGAAUCAGAUGGCAGGGGUUGAGACUAGGGGGCAGAGGGACAGAGGCACUUGGAAGGACUGACCUGCGUGCACCCCAGCACAGGUCUGCAAGGUUCCCUAGUACAGAGUUGACCUCUGCUGCCUCUUCUGUUGGGCUAGGCAAGACAGUAGACCCCUGGGACCUUUGGCUGGGAGGGGGCCACCUGGCACAGGGGGUCCUGGAAAGACAGGAGGCUUCUGCUAGCAGUGCCCAAGUCAGGAAGGGCAUAGUGCUGGAGGGGGGCUCUUAGCUGCCUGUGCCCAUCAGGACUUCUGUGUGACCUCAGGCUGGACCCUGCCCUCGCUGGGCACCUCAGGGCUUUCAUCCCUAGCAGCUGUGUUUCCCCCACACAUAAUUCUGCUCUGAGGGCUCCUCCUUGAAUGGGCAGCGUCUUUUUGGUGUCUGUGUUUUACAGGCCCCUUGCCAUUGCCUGGCCAGCCUCUGCCUGCUUCAAGGGUCUGCUCUAGCAGCAGAUCUCAGGACUCCCUGAAGAGGUUGCUGCUGCCAGUACCCCGCUUUACUGCUGGGGAAGCCAGGCCUGGAGCAGCCCACAGCCGCUGUGAACUGAAGGCCAAGUGGGGCUAGCCUCAGGCUCUCAGAGGCGCACUCUCAGCCGGGAGCCCUGCCUGGGGGUGCUUGCCUGCUUGGGCCAUUGCCUGCCUGUGCCCCUCUUGUGCCCACUGCAGUGACUGCCCUGUAGCUUAGACCAGACCAUCAGGGAUGCCAGCUCCUCACUCCCACCCUGCUCUUGCUUUAAGUCCACAUGGGAAAGUUGCAAUUUUUGUUUUAAAGCACACGAUUAAAGAAUUCCGAGGUGCA